Iphiclides podalirius (scarce swallowtail) is the source of this 309-nucleotide messenger RNA. NCBI's taxonomy places the organism in Eukaryota, Metazoa, Arthropoda, Insecta, Lepidoptera, Papilionidae. The record is from the annotation of a GenBank genome assembly.
AUGGUGGCGCGAGACGAAACUGAGACACGGGCCGCCCGGAAGAGGGGCUGCGCUGGGCAGGAGGAUCUCGGUCACCGGCCAGUCAGAGCGCACGUGGCCGCCACAGCGGAGAGUCGCGCUGCAGCCGUCUGCAGUCCAAGGGAGCACUGCACACCGCCGCCGGGCACCGACUGCCCGGCCCGCCCACCGCCCUGGCACCACGCCAGGCGCGCCACGCACUUAUAUAUUUAUAAUCGCGGCCCGCUUCGUAAACUACCGCGCAUCAAAACCGAGCCGUCACGAAUCAAAUUAAUACUGUCGUAUAACCUA